CUUCGCCGCAAGGAUUUAUUGUACUGAGCUGCCUGCCGGUGCUAACCACCGGCCCGGGACAGGAGGAGAGGGAGAACGAGGCUCCGGAGGCAAUGAUGACGGCGAGGAAGGCGACGUGUGUUCUGGUGGUGUGGGCGCUGGUCGCCGCGGGUCUGUCCGGCCUGGACUCCGCCCGGGCGCCCUUGGGCAAGUGGCAGCGCGAGUUCGAUUACUUCGCUCUGGCGCUGCAGUGGCCCGGCACCAUCUGCGCCUCCACACGCCACUGCUGCGCCAAAAAUGGAUGCUGCCGCUCGGAGCCGCUCCAGACGUUCACGAUCCAUGGGCUAUGGCCGGACUACGACGACGGGACCUGGCCGUCGUGCUGCCGUUACACCAACUUCGAGAUGGAGAAGAUAUUGCCCCUGAAGGAGAAGCUUGACAAGUACUGGCCCUCCCUGUACUGCUCCUCCUCUUCCACUUGCUUCAGCGGCAGGGGACCCUUCUGGGCUCACGAGUGGGAGAAGCACGGAACAUGCUCGUUCCCUGUGGUUCAGGAUGAAUUACAGUAUUUCUCCACUGCCCUUGACCUCUACUUCAAAUAUAAUGUUAUGGAGAUGCUGUCGAGUGGAGGUAUUCAGAUUUCAGAUUUUAAGGAAUAUGCACUGAGUGAUGUCAUCGAGGCCAUCAAACAUGCUUUUGGAGCCUCACCGCAAAUUGUUUGCAAGUACGGCUCAAUUGAAGAACUCAGGUUAUGCUUCGACAAAGAUUUGAAGCCUCGUGAUUGUCUUACUACUACUGCAACCAAUAAAAGCAUAUGGAGGAGAAAGCAAUGCCCACGAUACAUCACCCUGCCAACAUACGAUCCCCUUGUGCUUGCCAAUUCCACUGGAGGGAUCAUCACACAAUUCGACGACCUUGAGGUGUCUGCGUCUCUUUAUACAGCCUAAGAUGCAGUUGUUCCAGCCGGGCAUUUCAUGGCUCACUGUGAUGAAGCAAGUAUCUUCAGGGCUCUGGCUGCAUCUCUUGCAACAUUAUAAGCCUAAGGUGGUCGCGUGAGCACCUAGAUCCAGGGAACUUUUGAUCCCUGGAUCAUUCUAUUAUUUGCACACUUCAACGUAAUUUUACUUUUAAGUUGUAAAAGCACCAGUUUAUGUUACUAUGGGAGGUCGGAUAUAGUCCAUGUAUAUACACAUUCUGUGGCUGGACAGUAACCACAGUUAUAAAUAACUCCUCCAGCAUACGACAUUUUCUUGCUA
This is a messenger RNA of Phragmites australis (common reed), 1235 nucleotides long. RefSeq names its product ribonuclease 2-like. The record is from RefSeq and is a predicted model, not a curated record. Gene Ontology annotation, biological process: RNA catabolic process. NCBI's taxonomy places the organism in Eukaryota, Viridiplantae, Streptophyta, Magnoliopsida, Poales, Poaceae. Gene Ontology annotation, cellular component: extracellular region. Bases 93 to 926 code for a protein of 277 amino acids. The transcript is spliced from 9 exons. Gene Ontology annotation, molecular function: ribonuclease T2 activity; RNA binding.